AUGCGAGAGGGUAAGACCCUGAAAACAUACUCUGACAGGUACUGGGAGAUGUUCAAUGAGAUUGAUGGGAAUUUUGAUGACGUAGCUAUAAGGACUUUCAUGGUUGGCCUGCCCGCCGAGCAUGAUUUGAGGAAAUCCUUGACAAGAAAACCCAUUAGAAGUGUGUGUCAGCUCAUGGACCGUAUUGAUGAAUAUAAGAGGGUUGAGGAGGACCAACAGCAAGGUAAGGGGAAGGUUAAGGUUAUCCCUCAGGAUAGGAGGGAUUUCAGGUCAGACAGAUACAAUAAUAACCAGCCCCGAAGAGACUUUGCUAGGCAAUCUGGGUCUACUGCUACUCAAGUGGUCAGCACAGUGUUCCGUGAGCCAGUGCAUCAACUAGUCAAAGAUGAAAGGUUAAAGCAAUUUCUAUAUCAGCCCAGUGGGCAAAGCAGCCAGGCAGGAUCGAGAUCUCAGAGAGAUACUUCUUCAAGGCCACCUUUGGACACAAUUAAUGUCACCCUCGCUGCUCCAGGAAGGACUGGUUCUCAUCCCUCUAGGGUGAUGUUUAUAACUCGGCCACCUGCCGAGGACUCCAACCCUGAUCCGAAAAGGACUAAGAUGGAGCCAUACGACGAUGCUCUAGUGGUCACCUUCAGGAUAGAAGGGUAUGAUGUGAAGAAGGUGUCGGUAAAUCAGGGUAGCGGUGCAAAGAUCAUGUACCCUGAUUUGUAUAAUAGGCUAAACUUGAAACCCGAGGAUUUGACAGUCUAUGAUUCGCCCUUGUUAGGCUUUAACGAGAAAGUCGCUGUUCCGAAGGGUCAGAUUAGACUACUGGUGCAAGUAGGUUUGGAAGUGGUGGAGGUUGACUUCAUUGUAGUGGAUGCCUACUCCCCCUACACUGCCAUUGUGGCAAGACCCUGGCUUUAUGCCUUGGGGGGCUGUUUCCUCCACCUUACAUUUGAAAGUGAAAUAUCCGUCCAGGGACCAGAUUUAGGAGCUGGUUGGGAGCCAAGUGCUUAUAAAGCUCCUAGGGUGGACUCAAACUUCAUUUUCCAUCAUUUAAAUGUCAACUCGGCUGUCGUCCCCAAAAAGCAACCACCGUGGUGGUUAUCUAAAGAGCAUUCUGAUGCUGUUAAGGACGAGAUGAUCAAACUUAAGCAAGCUGGGGCUAUUAAAGAGGUAUUUUACCCUGAGUGGCUAGCCAAUACUGUAGUGGUGAAAAAGAAGAGUGGAAAGUGGCGAGUAUGUGUGGAAUUCACAUAUUUGAACAAGGCCUGUCCAAAAAACCAUUUCCUCAUGCCUUAG
Molecule: messenger RNA, 1284 nt
Organism: Quercus robur (English oak)
Lineage: Eukaryota; Viridiplantae; Streptophyta; Magnoliopsida; Fagales; Fagaceae
Exons: 4
Coding region: 1-1284 (427 amino acids)
Source: RefSeq, a predicted model, not a curated record